AUGAAAAUUUUAUCGGCAACAGCAGUUUCUUUAGUGACCUUGAAUAGUCUAGUGUUAGGUAGCGUACUGCCGAAUGUCAAGUACGUCAAGAUUCCCUUUGCCAAGAAGCAGGAUGGCCGGGGAAGCGAAUUGGGCAAGAGGGCCCGCGGAGACGAGAACUUCGUGCUGGCCAACAAGCAGAGUUUCUACUCGGUUGAGCUGGCCCUCGGCACGCCCUCGCAGAACGUCACCGUUCUGCUGGACACGGGCUCGGCCGACUUAUGGGUCUCCAGUAACGUAAACCCGUAUUGCGGGUCCACGAUGAAUUGCGACCAGUACGGCGUGUUUGACCAGGCCAACUCGUCCACUUUCAAAGCCAACAACUCCGCGCCCUUCUACGCCUCUUACGGCGAUGGCACUUUUGCCGAAGGUGUGUUUGGUCAGGACAAGCUGCAUUACAGCGGCGGCCUGGACCUCAGCGGCCUGUCGUUUGCCGURGCCAAUAAGUCCAACUCGACCGUCGGCGUGCUGGGCAUCGGCCUGCCCAUGCUAGAAGUGACGUACUCCGGCAAAGUGACCGUCACAGACAAGAAACGCUACGAGUACGACAACUUCCCGCAGUUUCUGAAACGCUCUGGAGCCAUCGAUGCGAUCGCGUAUUCGCUCUUCUUGAAUGAUGAGUCGCAGACCUCCGGUAGUGUGCUGUUUGGCGCAGUCGACCACAGCAAGUACCUCGGCCAGCUGUACACCAUCCCGCUGAUCGACCUCUACAAGGCCCAGGGCUACCAGCGCCCCGUAGCAUUCGACGUCACUUUGCAAGGCCUGGGGCUGCAGACCAGAGCGCACAACACCACGCUCACCACCACCAGGGUCCCCGCGCUGCUCGAUUCCGGUACCACGCUCACCUACCUGCCCGCCGAGGCAGUGUCGCUCAUGGCCAAGAGCCUGAACGCUACGUUUUCCAAGAAAUUGGGCUACUAUGAGUACGAGUGCCCGGCCACGAGUGACAACGCCACUAGCGUGGUCUUCGACCUCGGUGGGUUCCACAUCAACGCGCCUCUGUCAGACUUCACCAUGCAGACUAACGUCGGAACCUGCGUCUUGGCGAUCGUGCCUCAGACAGGCAAUGCAACCGCCAUUCUCGGUGACUCGUUCUUGCGGAGUGCCUACGUGGUCUACGACCUAGAUAACUACGAGGUUUCCCUCGCACAGGCCAACUACGCCUCCGGCAAAGAAGACAUUGAAGUCAUCAGAUCCACCGUUCCGGGCGCUGUAAAGGCCCCCGGCUACAACAGCACGUGGGUCAAGUACGCCUCCGCUACUGCGGGCGGCAACAUCUUCACCACCACCGUACACUCUUACAAUACCACUACGGCGGCACAGUCCAGCAAGUCGACUACGGUGCCGAGCUCCAGCACCAAGCCGGCCCACAAGAGCAUUAUCAACAAGAAGGGUGGUCACGCGGGCGGUCAUGCGUCUGGUCACGGGUCAAGUUCUGGGUCAAGUCACGGGUCAAGUUCUGGAUCAAGCCACGGGUCAAGUUCUGGGUCAAGCCACGGGUCAAGCUCUGGAUCAGGCACUAGGUCAGGUAGUGGUACAAAUGGUGUCGCAGGUGGUGUCGCAGGUGGUGUCGUAGGUGGUACCGUAGGUAGUAGCACAGGCCACCGCAGCCCCUCCAAAUCAGGCACUAGCUCCGCUGCUCUCGUACGUCCCACGUUGCGCCUGCCGCUGCUCGUAUCCCUGUUUCUUCUUACCGUUUUCUAUUCAUAG
This is a messenger RNA of Saccharomyces eubayanus, 1749 nucleotides long. RefSeq names its product aspartyl protease (gene YPS3). The record is from RefSeq and is a predicted model, not a curated record. Gene Ontology annotation, molecular function: aspartic-type endopeptidase activity. The transcript has a single exon. Gene Ontology annotation, biological process: proteolysis. Bases 1 to 1749 code for a protein of 582 amino acids. NCBI's taxonomy places the organism in Eukaryota, Fungi, Ascomycota, Saccharomycetes, Saccharomycetales, Saccharomycetaceae.